Molecule: messenger RNA, 1068 nt
Organism: Acytostelium subglobosum LB1
Lineage: Eukaryota; Evosea; Eumycetozoa; Acytosteliales; Acytosteliaceae
Exons: 1
Coding region: 1-1068 (355 amino acids)
Molecular function (GO): tRNA-guanosine(34) queuine transglycosylase activity
Source: RefSeq, a predicted model, not a curated record
AUGACGACUAGAGCACAGGGAUCACAGUUGAUGUUUGUCAAUACUUAUCAUAUGGUGGUCAAUGCAGACUUGGACGUGAUUGAGAAUGCAGGUGGAUUACACAAGUUUAUAAAUUAUAAAGGUCCAAUCAUUACGGAUAGUGGUGGAUUCCAGGUCUUCUCAAUGGGCCAUCCAGAUCGAAACAAGACCGUGUUGGACCACGAGGCCACACCCAUUGACAAUGGCGACUUGGACGUGCGCUCACUCGAGUUGACAAAGCGCGAGCUCAAGGGCAUGUCGGGCAAGCAGUAUCCUGGCAGCAUUGAGUCGAUCACCGACGCCGGCGUGGCAUUCCGCUCGUACAGGAACGCCAACCGCAUCGUCCUGACGCCCGAGUCGGCCAUCCAAUUCCAGAAGAAGCUGGGCGCGGACAUCAUCAUCCCGUUGGACGAGCUGCCGCCUUACCACAUGGACAUCGACCGCAUCAAGGACUCAUUGCAUCGCACGCAUCACUGGGAGGGCAUGUCAUUGAUGGAGCAUCUAACAGACAUGCGCAAACAGGCUAUCUACGCCGUGAUUCACGGUGGCAUCGACAUGGCCCUGCGCCAAAUGAGUGUGGAGUACCUGUCGCAGCUCCCCUUUGACGGCCUGGCGAUUGGCGGCAGCAUUGGAAAGGAUCGCGACGAGAUGCACGACCUGCUGUCCAAGCUGAUGCCCAUGAUUGAUCGCGCUCGUCCCAACCAUCUUCUGGGCAUUGGCGACUUGGAGAGUCUGACGCGUCUCGUGCCGCUGGGCAUUGACACGUUUGACUCGAGCUAUCCGACACGUGCUGCACGCCACGGCGCAUUGAUCCUACCAGACAGCACGAAAUUCCUUAUCACCAAGCAAGAGUAUCGCGCGGCAUAUGACGAGCCACUGGACCGAACAUGCGACUGUCCGACAUGCGCCAACUACUCGCGAGCGUUCCUCCACCAUCUCUUCAAGUCCAACGAGCAAAUCUUCUACACACUGGCCACACAACACAACCUUCGCGCCAUGGCUCGUAUCAUGGAGAACUAUAGAAAUAGAAUAUUGGCCAAUGAACUGUAA